AUGAUUGCCAAGUUUCUCUCUUUCUUCACCGGGCCGAUCCUCCAUGUGAUGGACGUUGCAGCUCUGCUAGCUGUUGGCCUUGGUGACUGGAUUGAUUUUGGAGUAAUCCUGGGUAUCCUGUUCCUUAAUGCUUUCGUCGGGUUUUAUCAGGAAAAGCAAGCGGCGGAUGUCGUUGCUAGUCUAAAAGACAUCGCAAUGCGCUGUACUGUUAUUCGAGAUGGGCAGGAACAAAACAUACUCGCUCGUGAGCUUGUUCCGGGCAACAUAGCAAGUAACAAAUUCCGUCUAUCAUGGGUUUCCUUUCGAUCAUUACUAAUAAACACGAAGGUUUUCGUGGAAGAAGGCGGUACCGUACCCGCCGAUGUCCAAUUAAUUUGUGAUUAUGGCCACCCGGAACACUUCGAGACCUUCAAGAUCCUUAAGGCUGAGGAGGGAUUUGAGAACAAUGGUAGCGAUAAUGAUGAAGAAGAUCAUGAAGGUCUCGAACGAGACAAUCAGCAAUCCGAAGGCAUUAAUGGAGGAACAGAGCAUCGAAAUCACCCCUUGAUUGCCGUCGACCAGUCUGCCAUCACUGGCGAGUCCCUGGCAGUGGACAAAUAUAUGGGUGAUAUCGUCUAUUAUACGACUAGCUGUAAGCGUAGAAAGGCGUAUGCGAUAGUACAAACAUCUGCCAAGUUUUCAUUUGUUGGUCGUACAGCAAAUCUGGUCCAAGGAGCAAAGGACCAAGGCCAUUUCAAGGCUGUGAUGAAUAAUAUCGGCACUGCUCUUCUAGUAUUGGUCAUGUUUUGGAUCCUUGUUGCAUGGAUUGGCGGCUUUUUUCACCACAUCAAAAUUGCCCUUCCCGGCGACCAGAACCUUCUCCACUACGCGCUUGUACUUCUGAUUAUUGGAGUUCCUGUCGGCUUACCUGUAGUAACUACAACAACUCUUGCAGUUGGUGCUGCGUAUCUCGCCGAGCAGAAAGCGAUUGUUCAGAAGUUAACAGCCAUUGAAUCAUUGGCCGGUGUUGACAUUUUAUGUUCCGACAAGACGGGUACAUUAAAAGCCAAUAAGCUUAGCAUUCGUGAACCAUUUGUUUCAAAUGGUCAAGAUGUCAAUUGGAUGAUGACAGUUGCGGCUCUCGCUUCUUCACACAAUCUAAACUCUCUUGACCAAUCGACAAAGUAA
Molecule: messenger RNA, 1167 nt
Organism: Phaeoacremonium minimum UCRPA7
Lineage: Eukaryota; Fungi; Ascomycota; Sordariomycetes; Togniniales; Togniniaceae
Product: putative plasma membrane atpase 2 protein
Exons: 3
Coding region: 1-1167 (388 amino acids)
Biological process (GO): regulation of intracellular pH; proton transmembrane transport
Cellular component (GO): plasma membrane
Molecular function (GO): ATP binding; ATP hydrolysis activity; P-type proton-exporting transporter activity
Source: RefSeq, a predicted model, not a curated record